Epithele typhae is the source of this 207-nucleotide messenger RNA. RefSeq lists its product as uncharacterized. The coding region runs from base 1 to 207 and encodes 68 amino acids. The transcript has 2 exons. Lineage: Eukaryota; Fungi; Basidiomycota; Agaricomycetes; Polyporales; Epitheliaceae. The record is from RefSeq and is a predicted model, not a curated record.
AUGUGGAACAGCGAGAGUCUGAGUGAGGUCGACCCGACCAAGCCACGGGUUCGCAAGGGGCUCCUCAAGGGCCAGUUGAUACUCAAGCCGGGCCAGAACUCCGUUGCGGAGAAGACGGUCAUGGACGCCAACAGCUUCAGGCUGUAUUCCGUUGUCGCUACUGCAGCUUUGGUGAGCUCCUUGGACACGUCUUCGGGCGUCUUCUGA